GUUGGUGUGUGGCAGGAGAGUCAGCUCUCCACCUGUCCUGGAGAUGGGGGAUCCAGAGCCUCCAGAGUUUGGGUCCCUGAAGGAGGAGCUGGAGUACUGGAAGGAGCAGGCUGCCAAGCACCAACAGAGUGCGGAGGAAGCUCAGGAGGAGCUGCAGGAAUUUCAGCAGAUGAGCCGGGACUACGAGGGGGAGCUGGAGACGGAGCUGAAACAAUGUGAGGCGCGAAAUCGUGAGCUCCUAUCUGCAAACAACCGCCUUCGCAUGGAACUGGAAAACUACAAGGACAAGUAUGAGACGCAGCACUCUGAGGCCUGCCGGCAGAUCUCCAGCCUGGAGGGGGACCUGGCUGAGACCACGGCCAUCAGAGACCAUCUUCACAAAUACAUCAGAGAACUGGAGCAAGCCAACGAUGACCUGGAGAGAACCAAGAGGGCGACCAUCAUGUCACUGGAGGACUUUGAGCAAAGGAUGAACCAGGUCAUAGAGAGAAAUGCCUUCCUAGAGAGCGAGCUGGACGAGAAGGAAAAUCUCUUAGAGUCCGUCCAGAGACUGAAGGACGAAGCCAGAGACUUGAGGCAGGAACUGGCGGUGCAGCAGAAACAGCAGGUACAGGACAGGAAGCCGUCCCUCAGCAGUGUCGUCAAAGACCCUUCAUCAUCUUCCUCCUCCUCCUCGGCUGGGCUGCCCACCCCACCUCUCACCCCUCCAGAUAAAAGAAACGAGGAGAAAACCACGUCUUCGUCCACUAACCAGCCCAUCCCCUCCACCACCACACCGUCCAGACCUCCAGCCCCCGCUGAGUCUCUCACCACCCCGCCCCCCUCCAUCAGCAGAGCUGAAAGCCUCUCAGGGACUCCUCUCACCACCUCGGCCAGAAUCUCUGCUUUGAACAUCGUCGGAGAGCUGCUGAGGAAAGUCGGGAACCUGGAGUCCAAACUGGCAUCGUGUCGAGACUACGUCAACGAGCAGGCAGCUCAUCGCAGAGGUCACGCUGGCGGACAGGGGGCGCCGCCAGGCCAGAACAUCUCCUCAGAGACCCAUCCUACCAACGGCCUCUGCAACAAGGGGCUGGUGAAGAGGUUAGACUUCGGAGCGGGACCCAAGCUGCUGCUGUGAAGGCAAAACCAUCGUCCUCCUCGAUCUUUAAUCCUCUGAGCUGCUCGGCCCCUUCCUGUCCAUCCGGCCCGGACCUCUUAAACAUUUAACGGUACUGUGUUUUGCACAUCAGGCAGGUGGUUUCACACCACCUGCCGUCUCUUCAGGACAUGGACCGCUCUGAUAGGAAGCUGCAGUGAUGAAAUGGAUGGAUAUGUUAAUGUGGAUACUCUGGGAUUUCUGUGACCAGCUCAGAUCUUUUCAGCACUCGCACUUAGCUUGAACUAACUCACUGGACUGGUGCUGCAUGUCACCUGUUUGGAUUUGACAAGUACUUUGCGCUUUUUUUGUGUCCCUCUGAAGGUGUGUUCAGACUGAAUGCAAAGUGAGUUUCACAGACAAACAGAGUUGAUGAAAAGACUCAAACAGAUGCAGGUUUGCUCUUGGCAAAGAGACAAAGAUCCAUCCACUCAAACUGAACAUGGUUUGUCAUCGUAAAUCUGUGCUGCUUAGCGCCCCCCCCCCCGUCAUGGAGGAAAGAAACAUGAGAUUUUAAUACUCUUGUUUACACGUAGCCACACACACAGACAGGUGACGGAUUAAAGGAAAAAUCUACAUAAAGUAUCUCAGUAAGGUGUUGUUCCACCCUGAGCCACCAGAACAGCUUCAGGGUAUUUUGGAAUUGAUUUUCCAACUCUCCGAGCUCUACUGGAGGAUGAACACCAUUCAUCACAUAUUCCCCUCGUGUGGCGUUUUGAUGAUGGUGGUGUAGAGCGCUGUCUGACACGUCAGUGUAAAAUCUCCCAUAGGUGUUCAGCUUGGUUGAGAUGUGGUGACUGUGAAGGUCACAUAAUUCUCACACUAAUCAAACCAUCAGUGACCCCUCAUGCCCUCUGAAUGGAGAGACUGUUGGUGGACAGUGGACAAAUCUUGUUUAUGGGUUUGCUUCAUUUUCAAAACGUGAGAGUGGAGCAGGUGAUGAUGUGCCCUUUUUUUUUUUUUUUCUAUGAACACCGCAGCGCUACGAUUCAAGAGGCAUUCAGUGCACAAUGUGACAUGCCUCAGUUGGAUUUUAAUACAAGCCCAAACAGUGUGACCGACAGUAAACCUGUACCAUCUUUGUUAUCACACAGUCUGAAGGCGUCUUACAUGUAAAUGGGGUCAGUGAGUCUGAUUGUUUCUUUUAUUUUCCUCCAGACUUCCUAGCUGAGCUGUAGCAUCGCAUCGCAUCACAACACACACACACACACACACACACACACACACACACACACACACACACACACACACACACACACACACUGGUCCUGUUGUCUGUUCAUUGUUAGACUCAGUUUGCUAAAACAAACAAACAAAUGAGCUUUUCGUUCAGUCUGAACAACCUUGAGGGCGUUUGAGAAAUAAAUACUGGAGCGGCACUUUUAUCUACGUCAGAUGUCGUUUAAAUACUUUAAAACUUUUUGUCCAUAUAAUUUAUGCUGUUAUGCCUCCACAGUCACAUUUGUUGAAUGAGUUGCUGAUGAAACUCCACCAACAACAAAGUGUGAGGAGUCCUUGAGUGACUGAAAAAGAGAAUGACAGUCUCUUUUUAAGCUAAUGUUUUAGUACAGGAAACAUUAUAAAUCAAAUGUUUUUUUUACAGAUUAAUUAGUUUCCAAACCGUAGGCUGCAGAAGAACGCAGACUCUGAAUCUGUGUUGUCACCUAAAUUUCUGAUUUGAAGUGUGGAGUCUGGAUUCACUGCUCGCAGCUUCCGAGGGAAGAAAACUCUAAUAUGAUCUAAGGGAAAAAGACGUGUUGAGCUCACCUGGGAUAAGAAAGUAAUAAACACCGUGGCUGAAUGUGAUUGGCCGAGACUAACUGUACCUCUCUGUAAGCCUUAAUGUUUUAAUGGAACACUGUUUUUAUCUCUGUGGCAAACGUUCAGUUGGUUAUUUAUGGGAAUAAUGUUGUGUGGAAAACCUUUAUUUUGCCUUUCAAAAGAGAAACUGUUGAAAGAUUUUCUGAACCUGGUGGUCAUCAGUGGUUCUGCAUCUUAAAGCUGCCGUAUUUAAUGUUUUUAUAACUGUGUAUGGUUCAUGUUUUCUUCCAUGUGCCUGAUGGAAACAGGAUUUUUACUACAGAUUGUCAACAUUUUAGCUUUUUCCCAGUUUGCAGUGAAGUUGUCAUUUGGGUUAUUUGGCCCCAAUCGUGAUCCGAGUUUUUUGAUAUUGAGUAUUUUUGGAUACUGAGUCCAAACUGAUAUUUAAAUGUACCUAAAUUACACAGGUGUUCAGUUCACUCAAGCUACAACCUGAAAAUGAGACAAGAUGAAGCUUAAUUUAUCCCAAAAGUAAAAUGAUGCUCAGUGCACAUAGUAAAAACAAUUCAAAUGUUAUCAGGAGAAGAUCAACAGCGAUGAUUAAAUUUGUAACCGGCACACUUCACUUCAGAGCUCCGCUUCAGACCGGAGACCCUGCAGAGCUCCGCUUCAGACCGGAGACUCUGCAGAGCUCCGCUUCAGACCGGAGACCCUGCAGAGCUCUGCAUCUGUCUUUCCAGGAGUGAAACUGCUAAACUCCUGUUAAUGAGGAGAUAUGAAACUUCAGUGAAGGCUACGUGUGUUUUAUGUUAAAAAGAGAAAAGUAUGUAAUAGAUUGACUCAUAGUGAUAUAAAAUGUACCUCUGCUGUAGGGUUACUAAUGUAGGUUGAAUAUCUGUAGGUUGUGGUUCAGUUACUUGAGUCUGUGGACAGGACUGACUGACAAGUAGAUGCUCAGGUGUAACAGACAGGACCUUCAAAGUAAAGGUCAGUGUGUGGAAACAGGUGGAAAAUGGUUGGAUAUUUUUAUUUUUAUUUUUUUGCCUUAUGUGAUCUCAAAGUACUUACUCAUAUAUGAAGUGCUCAGACCUGUUCUGUUGUUUGUUGUUUUUACCUUCAGUGCUGCUUAUGAUGCUUCUCAAAAAGCAAUAAAACUUGAAAUGAAAAUUAAA
Molecule: messenger RNA, 4068 nt
Organism: Seriola aureovittata
Lineage: Eukaryota; Metazoa; Chordata; Actinopteri; Carangiformes; Carangidae
Product: nuclear distribution protein nudE homolog 1-B-like
Exons: 8
Coding region: 44-1117 (357 amino acids)
Biological process (GO): cell migration; microtubule nucleation; establishment of mitotic spindle orientation
Cellular component (GO): kinetochore; centrosome; kinesin complex
Molecular function (GO): microtubule binding
Source: RefSeq, a predicted model, not a curated record